AAAAUAUAUUUUAUAUAUCUCAAUUACAGUUUAUUGGUGGUGUUUUUAAUAUCAAAAUCUUAAAUUCCAUGAAACUUUAUUUUUAGAUCACCAACCCUAAAUUGAGCUUAUUAAAAAAUCAGACUUAAUCAUUUUUUCCCAUAAUAUUCCCAUGCUACAAACACAUUGCACCAUUCUUUCUCAAUGAUUUUCUUUUUGAUGAUCUCUUGCCGCAUCACUGUUUUAGGCUAUUAGGAAGAAGGAUUAAUUAGAGCUCAAUGGAUGAAUAUGAUUCAUGCGGCCAACAGGCCCAACAUUAUUGAGUUAGUGCAUUCCUUUAGUUUGUGAUCACCUUGCUAAUGGACUAAGUUAAAAGUGAAUAUAUUUGAUUUUGUAUCAACAAAUGUGUUAAGCAACAAAUGUUUUAAGAACAUAUUCAGGGAUCAUAUGGAUGCCAUAUCAUCUACAAGAUAUAUAUGUGUACGGUCAGCAAUUAACUGCAAAGUUGUCUAGCUCCAUCUUCACUGAGAUACUAUGGUCUUGGUCUUGAGAUUGAAACUAUAUUGUUAAGCUCCAAUUUGCAGGGAUUGCAUACCCUAACUCGUUCCCUGACUUCCCUAACUUGGCUACUUGGCAAAGCUUGCGUAGAAGGCUCUUCAAUAUUUAUACACAUAUGAGAGCCACAAUUCUUACUCCAAUGGUAACACUUCCUCAAUACAUGAUGUCAAAAACAUUCAAGCAUUGUGAAAGAACUAAGUUAUGGAGAAAACAAGAUCUAUACUUGGCUAAAUUAACAAAAAAGGUGGGUAGAUUUGAUGAUAUGAUGGAGAUUAUGGAGAAGGUUGCCCUUGAGACGGCUGCUGAGAAGGAGUUAACUGCAGAGGAGCGCGAACUCCUUUCGGAAGCUUAUGGCAGUGCCAUCUUAUCUCGAAGCACCGUAUUGAAGAACAUCUCUUCAAUAAGAAUGGAAGAGACAGAGCUCGACCACUGAAACCAUAUCGACUCCAUUCCCAUCUUCGAGGAACGGGCCGAAUUCGAUCUAUCGUCAAUAUGCAAAAACAUUGUCCAAUUCAUUGACUCCAUUCUCAUCCCAGGCGCUCACAAAUCUGAAUCCAAGGUUUUCUACCUUAAGAUGAAGGGAGAUUAUUACCGUCACCUGAUAGAGUUGAAGACAGAAUCCCAGUGCAAGGACGCUAUUGAUAAUACCUUAUCCUUUUAUAAGACGGCUUUGGCAGAAUUAGCGCCACUAAAUCCAAUCCGUCUACAAUUGGCAGUAGAUUUCUCGACAUUCUACUAUGACGUUCUAAAGUCUCUACAGAUGACAUGCACUCUUGUCGAUCAGGCCAUCAACGAUGCAACUAGAGAUAUGGCUGCCCAAUUAUCGAUUAUCCAAGUUCUUCACGACAAGGUUGAUUCAUGGAGAUCAGAGUUGGUAGUAUUUCUCUUCAUUUUAAAGUUAACUUUAUACUUUACAAGUGCAAACUUGGUUUUUUGAAAAAAUAAGGGCAUCUUAGCCAUUUAAGACUAUAUUUGAGAAAUUUUUUAAUAUCAUUGUCAGGAUGCUUUAACUUAAUUGUUUUUGAUAAUGAUGCUUGUUAUAUAAAAAAGUCACUAUUCUUGUUGAUUUUUUUUUUUUUUGCAUGAUACUGGCGAUGGUGAUCAGAGAAGCGACGAAACCUGAUGGCAGAGCUUUGUGAUUCAUCUAAGUUUGUAGUUUUCAUUUUGCAUUUGAUAGAGAGAUGGAGUCUGUAAUCAUAGGUAGAAUGGACUACCAUGGGAAAGUUACCUUAGUAAUUUCCUAUUAACAUGGUAUUAGAAUUGAAUGAACUAGAUGAUUGAUACUUUGUCAUGAUAAUAAUGUUUGGCAUGUGUUGCCUUUUGUAAUUACAAUCUUAUGGUUUUGAAACUUAGUCUCAGUAUCAGUUAAUAUUUUUUUAAAUUUCUUUCUUUUUAUUUAUUUUGACUUAUGUGAAAUAAAUGAGUCAUUUUUGUA
Messenger RNA from Zingiber officinale, 1972 nucleotides. Its product is annotated as 14-3-3-like protein GF14-12. The record is from RefSeq and is a predicted model, not a curated record. The coding region runs from base 1112 to 1474 and encodes 120 amino acids. Gene Ontology annotation, cellular component: cytoplasm. The transcript is spliced from 3 exons. Lineage: Eukaryota; Viridiplantae; Streptophyta; Magnoliopsida; Zingiberales; Zingiberaceae. Gene Ontology annotation, biological process: signal transduction.